Messenger RNA from Drosophila melanogaster (fruit fly), 1205 nucleotides. RefSeq lists its product as uncharacterized. NCBI's taxonomy places the organism in Eukaryota, Metazoa, Arthropoda, Insecta, Diptera, Drosophilidae. Bases 55 to 657 code for a protein of 200 amino acids. The record is from RefSeq and is marked reviewed. The transcript has 4 exons.
UUGGCACCUUUGGGAAAAUUGAAAAUUAAUAGUCAAAAAGUUCAGCUUUUCAGCAUGGAUUCGCUGCUCCAGAAGAUCUCAGAGCUGUUUCAUAACUUUACUUCCCCCAUUGCAGCGGUGGUAUACAGUCCUAAGAAUGUAGAGAAUGCACAAGAAACCCAAACCACUGCAAACCAAAUACCAGAAGCUUCGAGCCAGGAAACUGGGAAGCCGGACUCUGAUCGAACUGCACCUGAUACCACUGAACCCCUAACCUCUGGUGAUAUUCCAACCCCAGAUGUCAAGUUGCAAAAGUUUAGGGAACAAACGGCUCCAGCUUUAAACUACGAGCUAGAGUUUGUUGACUUCGUAGAUCGCAACGCACCUCAGGGUCUAUCGAAGAAGAUAAUUGAUAUAUUGCCCUAUCUGGAGGUCAGCUUUUUGUCCUGGCCAGCGUUUUGGAUUUGGCGCGGCUACAACUGGCAGUCCGCACGAAAAACGGAGAGAAUCGCAUUUUACAUUCAAAGGACCUAUCAACAGGCCAAGCUAAUGCAGUUGGCUAUCUUAGCCACUGGUCUGUUCACGAUAUCAAUGGGUCGACCUGCCGGCAUACCAAUAGAAAUGCAUACAGUGCACAAUAAUCAGGAAGAAACAGCUGACAUCGGAGACUCCUCUUAGUUCAGAUGGGCAUCCAAAAUUAUUACGGCAAUCUGAAGGAGAAGUUCUCGACGAGGCUUAAGCGAAAGGAGGAGGAACCAGCCAAGGCAAUAGCCCACCCACCUCGGAUGCAUAAUCUUGGCGAGGAGAUACGUUUACUGGUGCAUUCGCAAUCCUUUGAAAAGGCCUACAGUACUGCAGCACCAUUUCUUUUCGCCAGUUUGGGGGCGUGGCCGGGCUAUUGGCUGUUCAGAGGAAUGGAUUACCAUGUUCAUCGAUCGCACAUUCCAUUGCCCAUCUAUAUAAGACAGACCUACUAUCAAGCCAAAGUGGUGCAACUUUUCAUUAUCAUGGCCGGCACAUAUACCGUUUUCAGAAACGCCAGUCGCUUGCGUUUGAUGAAUGCAAAUAGAGUGGCGAAGUCUUCUUGAAAGCCUUCAAAAAUCAUGCAAUUGGAUGUCCAAGAACCAGCGUCUUACAAAUUUCGGAAACAGACCAUCGGAAAGUUGAACUUUUAAUUUAACAAACACAAAAUAUAAACACAAAAAUAUAUUUUAUAUUCAUUUCCU